CACGUGUUCUCGCGCAAAUGGACUGAAGAAGUAGCUCCAUGGCGGAAGAAGACACAGCAGUCACCCUGCAACAUGAAUACGCGACAUUGAUCCACAGUGAGUGAACCGCACAACAUUAGAAGACAAUUGGAGAACGAGGUAAUACUUGACAACUGUUAAAGUGGUAAUGACACCGAUUUUUAUUUUAUAAACCCAACGGCAUUGUUCCCACGACGUGGGGCCCAAAAUAAAGCUGCCGAGAGGACUGUAAACAGCUGCCUCGGUCAACGCCAGACACAUUUGAUAUCUCACAGCUUAAUGUUGACAAGGUAUUUCCACACCAAGUGCAGCACGAGGCAUUUACUGCAAGGCAAUUUAUGAAUUGGAAAAAAGGCUUGCAUAAGGUUGCGGACGAACUUUUAAUGUAAUGUUAGCUUUUUGCAAUUAGCUUGCAGCGUGUAACCUCCAGGCGCGUGUCUGAAUGCCUGGUGAACGAGAACACGGGGGAAAUAAGUGUGUUUAAACGUCGAUAAGUAAAUGUGGUGUGUCACGAAUAUCCCAGUGGACCCUGAAGGUUUAAGAAUGUCUUAUUGUUGGCCUGUGCUCUGACGUUUUAGGAAGGGCCCAACUUUAAUUGGACGAUGUUUCAAUGUGGGCGGGCCUUAUGUCACAACUGUAUGAACUGGCUGCUGAUGAUGCAGGGAUGAAAUUGAACUCAACAUCCAUUUGGAUAGGAUCUAGGAUAUGUCUGCAGGUUGUGUGAGGUGGAUGCUGAGCCAUUCAGUGAGAGCUGUGUGUGGUGGCAGCCGAGGCUACUGGACAGCAGCAUCAAGAUGUACCACGCCCGGUGAGAGCUCAAACGUCAUUGCUUCCUCCUGGAGAUGGUCUCCAUUCUCCACAGCUGUAGACGAUGCAGAACAGACUCUCGCACCAAAGAAGAAAAACAAGCACGAUCCCAAAGCUCAUGCCACAAUCGGCGCUGUUGGCCGUAAGAUCCCACACCGUGAGAUACAAGUGAUAAGUGAGACAGGCGAGAACCUGGGCACCAUGCACCGUGCAGAUGUGAUCAAAAUCCUGGACGAGCGAGGCCUCAAGUUGGUGCUGCUCAGUGAAAGCAAAGAUCCCCCCGUCUACCGGCUGAUGAGCGGCAAACAGAUCCACGAAGAGCAGCUGAAACUGCGGGAGAAGCAGAAAGCAAAAGCAGCCCCCGUGCUGGUGAAAGAGCUCACCUUCUCAUCCGGCAUCGCAGCUCACGACCUGUCCACCAAGAUGAAACAAGUGGAGAGUUGGCUGGAGAAGAAGAACCACGUUAGGAUUACUCUGCGAUCGGGGCGCCGGGGAUCUGCAGUCGACCUGGACGCAACUCUGGAGCAGAUGGUGCAACAAAUGGAGGUGAUGGUCGGAUUUGUUUCCAAGCCAAAAGUCAUACGUGACGGUCAAGCAGCCAUGUGCAUCCUCCGGCCACUUUCAGCAAAGGAGCUGUCACAAAAGCUGAAGAAUCAGGAUGCAGCUCCGCAGUCUGACGACUCAACUUCAAGUGCCACUGAGAGCGAAACGCCCGCCCCUCCUGUUAGCAAACCAGACACAACAGAAGGGUCUAUACAGCAGUGAUCUGAUGGAAAUAAAAACAUUCUCAUGAAAACAAAUUGAAAUCUGCUGUGUAUAGUGUUAGGAAUCCAAUGAAGCUCGGUGUAUAAUAAUGACACAACCAGCCAAAGGGAAUAACCAUCAGACAGUGUAAUAGGUAGCCGAGCGACGCUGGUACCAACAUGUUGUGCAAGAGCAGAGUGAAGUUUUAAUGUAUAUGUUUAUAUACUGCAUUCACUUCUAAUACAUUUACUCUAACUGGGCAGCUAGUUGUAUAGUUGGCUUUUACUCUCAUUACCACAGGCUAUAGUGACCUAAAUGCACUUUAUUUUGAUAAGUGCAGGUUGCCAUUUGCAAGAUUUGAAAUGUACUACUGGGGGGGGGAUCUCCACUAAAAGGAAGCAGUAGGUUUCUCUCAUCAUUCUGCUUUUUCCUUUUAAAAGGUGCAGUGUGUAGGAUUUGGCGCCAUCUAGCAGUGAGGUUGCCGAUUGCAACCAACUGUAACUUGUCCCAUGUGCAGAGGGUGAAGGAGAACUACAGAGGCCGACGCGAAACCUGCCAAAGCCCUAUCUCGAGCCAGUGUUUGGUUUGUCCAUUCUGGGCUACUGUAGAAACAUUAAUUCUAAGGUGACGAUCCCCCUAAAUGCUAAACACUGGCCCUUUAACUUUUCCGGUCUGUUAAUGUGACAUGAAUGGACCAGAUGGUUGUGAUUAGACGGGUCUUGGAGUCUUCACAUGUGACAUUGAGACCAGACUUUUGUACCCAAAAUGUGAUGAAUCGAUUGUGUUGACUUACUUGUGACCAUUUCAGCCGAGUUGAUGAUGAUGAUGAUGAUGAUUUUACAAUAGUAUGUCAAAAGUGGGGAAAAAAAGGUUUUUAUAUAUGGGAUAAAGAUAUCAAACCAACACAAA
Molecule: messenger RNA, 2478 nt
Organism: Cyclopterus lumpus (lumpfish)
Lineage: Eukaryota; Metazoa; Chordata; Actinopteri; Perciformes; Cyclopteridae
Gene: mtif3
Product: mitochondrial translational initiation factor 3
Exons: 4
Coding region: 724-1590 (288 amino acids)
Biological process (GO): mitochondrial translational initiation; ribosome disassembly
Cellular component (GO): mitochondrion
Molecular function (GO): translation initiation factor activity; ribosome binding
Source: RefSeq, a predicted model, not a curated record